UUCCAUCUAGACAUGCAUUUUGUGGGAUAAUUAAAAAUCAAUUGCAAAAGCAGCGCAUAACAAGGCCUAUUUGAGCAGAGUGUGUAAUUUAUUCGAGAACGUGGAGGCACACAUUGAGAAGCGAACAGAGAAGCGCCGUGAGAGGUUCGGGAGCUGCUCCACUUACGAUUCGAUUUCCCAGUCGUGCUACGCUACGGACAAAGUGUGCCAACAGCACACGCCCCCCACCUCCAUCCGCGAAUCGAGACAAAACGGAAGUAGAAUACGCUCCAGUGGCUGCAGCAGGCCGCGCCCAAAAGUGGAACAGCGACGACGAUGCAUCUGAGUGCGGACAUUUCCAGCGCCUUGCAGCAAAUCGAGGCCGUCAAAAAGGGCAUCGACGAGAGCGAUGACCCCAAGCUGCAAAUGCAAACGGCGGAGAGCCUCAACACCAUUCUGGGCAUCCUGCAGGACCCUGUCUUCCGCACCAUUGUCCACGUGCAGGACUCCCUAUCCGAGCUGAACGCCCAGCUGGGCCAGCACCCGUCCAUGCUGCCAAAUGACUUCGACAUCGAUGUGGCUGGCAAUCUCGUCCUCAGCCUGAACGGCGGCGAGGUGAUGUACGACUUCGAUGACCAACAAUCCAUAUCGGCCACCAGAUCGCCCAACUCCCACUCGGCGCCCGGCAGCCCGGACAAGUCCACGGGCGAGGAGCAGCGCCCCCAGAGCCAGAACUCCAAGACGGCGACUGGCGCAGAUCUGUACGCCACGGACUAUGCCCAGAUCCAGGCCAUCGAAUUGGUCAAUGAUGGCACGGGCCUCGGCUUUGGCAUCAUUGGAGCGAGGAGCUCGGGCGUGAUUGUCAAGACAAUACUGCCGGGCGGCGUGGCGGAUAGGGAUGGACGGCUGCGCUCUGGCGAUCAUAUCCUUCAAAUCGGAGACGUGAACCUGCACGAGAUGGUCUCGGAGCAGGUGGCCGCCGUGCUGCGUCAGUCGGGGACGCAUGUCCGUCUCGUGGUGGCUCGUCCCAUCGAGCAAAAUGUGCCAACACCUCAGUAUGCCUUAGAGCCGGGCUGUGCGGUCGUACCGACGCGUGUUCUCGUCGAUCCUGCCGAGCUGGAGCGCUACCUUUUCUCCACCGGAUACCCGGAGAUCUUUGGUGAGAGCUCCACAGCCUCCACGCCGCAGACGACGACGGAGGACGAUCGCUUUGUGUACCGCGGCGAGACGUCGAUGCUCAUCGAUCCCACCAUCGAGCUGGAGGAGCUGCUGGCGCUGCCCGAAACGGAAAAGCUGCAGGUGGAACUGAAGAAGGAUGCCAACGGGCUGGGCAUCACCAUUGCCGGCUACGUGUGCGAGAAGGAGGAGCUGUCGGGCAUCUUUGUGAAGAGCGUCUCGCCGGGCUCAGCGGCGGAUCUGAGUGGACGCAUUCGCGUCAACGAUCGCAUCAUCGAGGUGGACGGGCAGUCGCUGCAGGGCUACUCCAACCACCAGGCGGUGGAGCUGCUCAAGAAGUCUGGCCAAGUGGUGAAUCUCCGACUGGAGCGCUAUCUGCGCGGUCCCAAGUACGAGCAACUGCAACAGGCCAUCGCUGCCAACGAUAAACUGCCAUCCAGUGCCCCAGGCACACCCUCCCGAGCGCCACUGCCCACACCCGUGGUGGCUGCCACCACAUCCUCCACGUCGGCCAACACCACGCCCUCCCGCAGCCUGACCAGAGAGCUGGAGGAUGAGGCACUGCCAGCGCCGGAGGCUUUUAUGACCACGCCACCCUCGACGACCACCAUGACCACGACCACGCUGAGCACGUUCGGUGCGGGCAAGCAGCUGGUGGCUGUCAGGGACUCCCUGGACGGCUCCACAAAGAUUAUACCCACCGAUGUGGUGCCUUUAGCUGACAAAAUUGAGGCGCCGGUGCAUGCCAAGAAUGGUGCCGUCAUCACACGUCACAAGUACUACACGGAUCCGGAGCUCACCGACGAGGCGGAAACGGAAAUCAUUCGCAAGUGGCAAAAGAUUGUUGGAGCCGAUGUGGAGGUGAUUGUGGCACAAAUCAAAAAGUUUGCCGUCGGCGGUUUGGGCAUCUCGCUGGAGGGCACCGUCGAUGUGGAGGGUGGCAGGGAGGUGCGACCCCAUCACUACAUACGCUCCAUACUGCCCGAUGGCCCGGUGGGCGUCAAUGCGGUGCUGCGCUCCGGCGACGAGCUGCUGGAGGUCAAUGGCGAGCGUCUGCUGGGCAUGAAUCACCUGGAGGUGGUGGCCAUACUGAAGGAGCUGCCGCUGGACGUGCGCAUGGUGUGCGGGCGGAACAAGAACACCUCCCUGCUGCCCUUCUCCGAUGACACCCUGAAGAAGCUGAGCAACAACUUUGAGAAUCUUUUGCCUGCCACCGAUCGACUGGUGAAGGCCAAGUCCGACGGCAGCUUGGCCACCGCUGGCUCUGUGGCCGACGCUGAUUCCGUGGCCGCUGCCGCGAACUCGUUUACCAAGCUGAAAUCGCGCUCCCUGGAGCCACUCACGGGGCUGGCCAUGUGGUCAUCCCAACCGCAAAUCAUCGAACUUGUCAAAGGGGACCGCGGCCUGGGGUUCUCCAUACUGGACUACCAGGAUCCGCUGGAUCCCAAUGACACACUGAUUGUCAUCCGUUCGCUGGUGCCGGGAGGCGUGGCCCAGCUGGAUGGACGUCUCAUUCCAGGCGAUCGUCUGCUUUUUGUCAAUUCCAUAAACCUCGAGAACGCCUCACUGGACCAGGCCGUGCAGGCCCUGAAGGGUGCCUCCAAGGGCGUCGUGCGCAUCGGUGUGGCCAAACCACUGCCCAUGACGGACAACUCGCUGAAGGCGUGCAGCAAUGCGAGCACCACCAGCGAGGAGACACUCGAAGCGCAAAUGUCACCGCCACCGCAACCGCCAGCACUGCCCACAGUCGCCCCACCAGCGAUGCCAGCAGCCACGGCUGCCAAGGGCGUGGAGCCCGACCUAAUACCCGACUGGCGCAACUGAAACGGCGUCUCGCGAGGAGGAGCUACUGCAAAUCGAUCAAAGAAAGACAAAGACAAAGGCCCAUUUUUGGGUGUUUUAAAAUGAAUCCCAAAAACGAAGUCUUGCAGGUUAUGCGCCGAAUAUUGUUAUUUACCGAAAUCAAAAUGUUAUACAUAUUAUUAUAUAUUAGCACCAAAUUGUGUUGACCAGAUGCGCCGCCCAGAUCUGGUGGCGACAUCGUCCUACCCCCUCCCAACCUGCCACAAACAAGCAUUCCACAAACUUGCAAUAUUUUCCCCACUAGUAUUAGCGAAAUGAAAUUUUAACAAAGGUAUUUCAACGUGUAUAAUGUAUGUACUUAAUGCUAACAAAAAUAAAAUAAUUGUACCUUCCCCACA
Messenger RNA from Drosophila subobscura, 3356 nucleotides. It is a transcript of the gene Patj, whose product is annotated as patj homolog. Lineage: Eukaryota; Metazoa; Arthropoda; Insecta; Diptera; Drosophilidae. Bases 316 to 2979 code for a protein of 887 amino acids. The record is from RefSeq and is a predicted model, not a curated record. The transcript has 2 exons. Gene Ontology annotation, molecular function: protein binding.